AUGUCCGAAGGCAACGUCAAGCCGACGGCGCCAGUCGUGGCCGAGGCCCACGAGGUCGACACCUUCCACGUCCCCAAGGCGUUUUUCGACAAGCAUCCGCACUCGAAGCCGCAUCUUGCAAAUCUAGAGGAAUACCAGAAGCUGUACAAGGAGUCGAUUACCAACCCAAAGGUUUUCUGGGGCAGGCUAGCACGCGAGCUGCUCACGUGGGAGCGCGACUUUGAGACGGUACACUCGGGCAGCUUUGAGCAUGGCGACAAUGCGUGGUUCGUAGAGGGCAGGCUGAAUGCCAGCUACAACUGUGUUGAUCGCCAUGCCUUCAAGGACCCCAACAAGCCUGCCAUCAUCUAUGAAGCUGACGACGAGGGCGAUGGUCGCAUUAUCACAUAUGGAGAGCUGCUCCGCCAGGUCUCCAAGCUAGCCUUUACACUCAAGGAGAUGGGUGUACGAAAAGGUGAUACUGUCGCUCUGUAUCUGCCCAUGAUUCCCGAGGCAGUCAUUUCCUUCUUGGCAUGCACACGUAUUGGUGCCAUUCACUCUGUCGUAUUUGCUGGCUUUUCGUCUGAUUCACUACGCGACCGUAUCAACGAUGCCGAGUGCAAGGUUGUCAUCACCACUGACGAGGGCAAGCGCGGCGGCAAGACUAUCAGCACCAAGAAGAUUGUCGAUGACGCUCUCAAGCAAUGCCCUGGCAUCACCCACUGCCUGGUCUACAAGCGUACCGGCGCUGAAGUGCCCUGGACAAAGGGCCGGGACUGGUGGUGGCACGAGGAGGUCGAGAAGUGGCCCAGCUACAUUGCACCAGAGCCAAUGAACUCGGAAGACCCCCUUUUCUUGCUCUACACAUCUGGUUCUACUGGUAAGCCCAAGGGUGUCAUGCACACAACUGGUGGUUACCUUCUCGGAGCUGCGGCGACUGGAAAGUAUGUGUUUGAUAUUCACGACAACGACGUCUUCUUCUGCGGUGGUGAUGUAGGCUGGAUUACUGGCCACACAUAUGUCGUAUAUGCGCCUCUGCUGCUUGGUGUAGCCACUGUUGUUUUCGAGGGCACGCCUGCUUACCCCAACUUCUCACGGUACUGGGACAUUGUUGCCAAGCACAACGUCACCCAGUUCUAUGUUGCGCCGACCGCGCUGCGGCUGCUCAAGCGUGCGGGCGACGAGCACGUCAAGCAUGACAUGAAGAAACUCAGAGUGCUCGGCUCUGUCGGUGAGCCGAUUGCGGCUGAGGUGUGGAAGUGGUACUUUGAGGUUGUCGGCAAGGAGGAGGCGCAUGUUGUUGACACCUAUUGGCAAACCGAGACUGGCUCUCACGUCAUUACGCCACUGGGAGGUAUCACACCCACCAAGCCCGGAUCAGCAUCUCUCCCAUUCUUUGGCAUUGAGCCUGCGAUUAUUGACCCGGUCUCGGGCGAGGAGAUCCAUGGCAACGACGUUGAGGGUGUACUGGCCUUCAAGCAGCCAUGGCCUAGCAUGGCACGCACAGUCUGGGGAGCACACCGGCGGUACAUGGAGACAUACCUGACGGUCUACAAGGGCUACUACUUCACUGGAGAUGGUGCGGGCCGUGAUCACGAGGGCUACUACUGGAUCCGGGGACGCGUUGACGAUGUUGUCAAUGUAUCGGGACACCGGCUGUCUACAGCAGAGAUUGAAGCCGCGCUUAUUGAGCACCAUCAAGUGGCUGAGGCUGCAGUUGUGGGGAUCCAUGACGAGCUGACAGGCCAAGCCGUCAACGCGUUUGUGGCGCUCAAGGACGGUGCCGAGACUAGCGAUCAGGUCAAGAAGGAUUUGGUGAUGCAGGUGCGCAAGUCGAUUGGGCCGUUUGCCGCACCAAAGGCGAUUUUCGUAGUGCCGGACCUGCCCAAGACACGAUCGGGCAAGAUUAUGCGUCGCAUUAUGCGCAAGAUCUUGGCUGGAGAGGAGGACCAGUUGGGCGACAUCACAACGCUCUCGGAUCCGUCGAUAGUCGACAAGAUCAUCGACAUUGUGCACCAGGCGAAGAAGAAAUAG
Molecule: messenger RNA, 2013 nt
Organism: Bipolaris oryzae ATCC 44560
Lineage: Eukaryota; Fungi; Ascomycota; Dothideomycetes; Pleosporales; Pleosporaceae
Exons: 6
Coding region: 1-2013 (670 amino acids)
Cellular component (GO): cytosol
Molecular function (GO): acetyl-CoA synthetase activity; AMP binding
Source: RefSeq, a predicted model, not a curated record